AUGCAGGUAGCUGGCGUACUUUCUGAUCUCGCGUCGCUGCGAGCUUGUGACCACGCAGAUGCGCUCUCUUUGGUCAACAUACAUAAAGCUGUGCUAGAUACCAAACCAGCUUCAUCUCAGUCGGACCCUAGAGCCGGGCAGAGUCAUGGACAGUCCCAGAACCAGGACGUGCAGAGGGCAACGGAACUUGUUGACCUGCAUAGAAGCAUGAAGGAGCAUCACAUCUAUCGGAAUGGCGGAGUAGACGCUGGUCUUCAUCAGGCACGGAUGGACGUGGAGGAUGUGCUGGCGAAGCUGGGCCGGUCAUGA
Molecule: messenger RNA, 309 nt
Organism: Microsporum canis CBS 113480
Lineage: Eukaryota; Fungi; Ascomycota; Eurotiomycetes; Onygenales; Arthrodermataceae
Exons: 2
Coding region: 1-309 (102 amino acids)
Source: RefSeq, a predicted model, not a curated record